Molecule: messenger RNA, 1682 nt
Organism: Momordica charantia (bitter melon)
Lineage: Eukaryota; Viridiplantae; Streptophyta; Magnoliopsida; Cucurbitales; Cucurbitaceae
Source: RefSeq, a predicted model, not a curated record
UCGUCGCCACCGCUCUCUUUCUACAAUUUGUUCUGCAGCAGAUUGUGAUUCGCCACACGCCAUCCCUCCCUCUCUUCCACCGACCGCCUUCGCUUUCUUCUUGUCUCUUUGAUUUCUUCAUCCGCGGGGUACCCAAGGCCAGAGCAGAAGAAGAGAAGCAUGGAGGUCGAAGCAACCCGAGCGUGAGAGAUUACUGAAUUUCCCGUUUUCUUUUUGAUCUUCUCACCGGAGCCAGAUGCAUUCCCUGAAGGAGAAAGUCUUCGGCCUCUUCUCCAAUUCAACUAGCUCGUCGUCCUCUAAAUCGUCGCCCCCUGAUCCUCGUAGUCAGGCCAGGCCAAAAUCGAAAGGAAGAAAAUCACUGUCUUCGUAUUUUUCGCUGGUAAUCCAUUCCAUACAUGGAUCUAAAUCAGCUAGUUGUCACCAUGACGACAAUGCAGUUCAAUCUCCCUCGGUUCAAUUUUGUGAUGCAAACAAUGAUUUCCAGGAGGAAGGCUCAGAUACUCUUACAGAACGUAGUCUAGUAUGCAAGACGAAAGAAGUACCUAGUAAUCAGGGAGAAAAUGAGGAUUGUGGUUCAGCGCAUGAGAAAAAGGUAAAACUGAAUAUACCAGGAGUUGACGAUGACCCAGCAUCUGGAAAGAGCACUUGUAGUUCAGAUGUAUUUGAAGAAGCUAUGGAGCGGCCCUCUCCAAGAAAGCCCUUAUCAGACCUCACAGAUGAGUCGUGUUUUAUUUCUGAAGACUUGUAUGAAUUCCUGGGAUGUUGUCUGCCCAACAUUGUGAAAGGGUGCAAAUGGAUCCUAAUGUACAGUACGGCGAAGCAUGGUAUAUCUCUUCGAACACUUAUUCGCAAGAGCCAUGAUCUUUCUGGCCCUUGUUUACUGAUUGUUGGAGAUACACGAGGUGCUAUAUUUGGUGGUCUUCUAGAAUGCCCGUUGGAGCCUACACCCAAGAGAAAGUAUCAAGGAACAAGCCAAACAUUUGUCUUUACCACAAAAUAUGGUGAACCAAGGCUUUUUAGACCAACUGGAGCUAACCACUAUUAUUAUAUUUGCUUGAACGACUUACUAGCACUUGGAGGUGGUGGUAGCUUUGCCUUAUGUUUGGAUGGAGAAUUAUUAAGUGGAACUAGUGGACCAUGUGACACAUUUGGUAGCUUAUGCUUGGCGCAUGACCCAGAGUUUGAGCUGAAAAAUGUUGAGUUGUGGGGUUUUGCACAUGCGUCAAGAUACUUCACCUGAAGACUUUGUUAUGAUUCUUUUCAGAGUUUGUGCUUAUUUUUAAUUAUUUGUGAUUAUAUUAUUCAUUCUUCAUUUUUUUCCUUUAACUAUUUCAUUGAUUAUUUAAUUAAAAAUUUUUAUGCAUAUUAUGCAUUCCUGUAUUCUACUGUUGACCACACAUAUUUGCCAAUCAGCUGGUUCCAAAUAUAGACCAGAGAAUCAAGAAUAAAUGAAUUUGACAGAUGAAAUUUCAUGCUUCAUGUUGAAUAUUGAUCAAAAUAUAGUUCAGCGGUAAUUGACAUAUAUCUCCAACCUCUUAGUUAUGAGUUCGAUCCCCCACCCCCACAUGUUGUACUAAAAAAAACAUAGAAUUAAUAUUUAUAGUUUUCUAGUUUCCUCUUGAUGAACGUAGAAAGACAUCAUAUUCCCUCAUUCUCAUUAACAAUACAGCGAGUAUUGAAAG